CGCUCAGAACGAGUGCCUAGGAGACGGACCGCCCGUCCCUUUUCGGAUUUCCCCUCCACGCGCGCCGCAGUGUCGAUAACGAAACGGCCUUAGCAGAUUAAAUGUUGUUGUUUCCCGUUCGCCUUGCGCCGUCCACUGUUAUCGCCGGGAUAACAACAAUAAUAGGUAUACAAAAACGGUAGCUGUUUAACAGUUCGUACCUACCAACUACGACCUACCUAAUACCCGUAAUAACGCUGUUGCGUUGCCCCCCGCGAUUCCGUUUUGUUCGGCGACUUUCCAUUCCGUUCCGUCAAACUACUCGGGUGCCGUCGCCGUCCAUUCCACACGCAAUAACGCUGUUAUAGGAGGCCCCUCACUCUUCGGCGUACACGACCGCACAGUUGUCGAUCGUCCGUUCGUCCGUUCGCGUUCCCCGUCCGGAUAUUAUGUGCCGGUCUCUCGCGGUGCACAAUUCGAUAUUAUAACACACGAAUAUUACAGGUGACCCAUCCGUCUAUACGAUUUCGCAUCGAACAUGGCCAAGUUCGUUUUGCCGUCGAUACUCGUCUGUUUGGGUGAGUCGGCUACGUUAUGAUGCGUCCGUUUUAUUUUACACACUGUUACGUAUCACGUAUUUAUACCUGUACCUUGAUAACUUCCAGUCAUUUCCAACAACGUGAACUGGGGCGUCAGCGGUAUUGAAGGGGAUACCGAUUUGAACAGUUUAAAAGACACAGUAAAAGAAAAGAUCGAUUCAAUCGCCGAUUUCGAUCAGUUCAAAGAUACCAUACCGAUAGACGAAGGCGAACGAAUAAUGAAAGAAAAAUGUGAAAAAAAUAACCCAAAUAAUAAUAACACGUACAACGAGACUUUGGUAAGCCUUUAAAAUAUUGGUUACCGACAUUUCAUUCGCUUUAUAUUUAGCCGGAUUAGAUAUGUAGUUUUAAAAAUGAAAAAAACUUUUAGAAUUAGGUACCUAAUAGCAAUAACUUAUAACGGUUGGGUAUUGACCGAAGCAGAUCAUGCGUAGGUACUAGGUGUCUAUGGUUUGCAAUGAGCCGCUCAUACACUACGAUUAGUUUUUAUAAUCAUGACAUUGGUCAAAACAGUAAUGCAUUAGCAAAAACCGACAAUGAAACAGUUUUUAUAUCCGUCGAAUCUUGUUUAUAAACGCUAGGAUUUUGUUUUGAUGAUGAAACCCGUUGUAUUUUAUCCUGGUGUUUGGAAGGUCUACGAUGAGUAGGCGCUAUUGUAAUUUAUAAAUAUAAUGCACACAUUACCUACUGUAUUACCUUCUUUUCAGCUUCUGUACUACUUUUUUUGUGCAUAAUUAAUUUGUAAAUACAUAGUAUCUUACAAAAAUGUAAAAAGGAUAAUACCCAUUUUAAUACCUACAUUAAAUAAUUAAAUUAUAGUAGGUGUCUAUCUAUACUGUAUCGGGUACUGAUCAAGUGACCUAACUAUAUUAAAAUAAAUUCUAUGUUCAUAAAUCUUUAAGCGCACGUUUAUUAUUAUUGUUGUUUUCUUAGGUACCUGUACCCAGUUUUUUUUUAUUUAUUUAUACAAUUACUAAUAUCAAUUCUGUUAUUACUUAAAAUAAAUAAAAAUGUACCUAAAACAAAGUUUAUAACACACAAAUUUUUGUAGCUCCGAACAAAAACAACUAAUGGGAACAUUUAAUAUUUUUAAAUAGUUAAUAAAUACAUGUGUGUAGGUACCUGAAUCUGUAUUGUUGCCUUGAAGUUAAAUUUUUUCUUCAUAUAUUUAAUUGAAUCUAAUUAUUUCAUUGGCCAAAUACAUGAACGUCAUAAACAUUCAAACUAUUUCAAAAGCUUCAAAAUAUAUUGAAUACUUACUCUUGUUAUUGGUCAACAUUGUCAUUUGUAUUAGGUAUAUUUAGGUAUAACUAUUAAAUAGAAAUGCAUAUGCCUACAGUUUUGAAUGCAGAUACUUAUUUAUUACUGUUUAUGGACAGUAUGUUAGUUGUUUAAUCGCGCGUAGUUUUACAAAUUUUAAUUAAAUUACUGAUCCUGUAAUUUAUAUUCCUAUCGUAGUACUCAUUUUGUAAACAUUAGAUAAAUUAACAAAAGGUUCGUAAUUAACAUCAUUGUUUCAUUGUCAGACAAUUGAUAACAUAAUAUGGGCUGAUAAUUAUUGCAGUUUCCACUUGGAGCAGCACUAGUUCAAUUGCGAUACUACCAUGAUAGACCUAUAAACCUUUAUAGUUCAAUGAAUAAUACUCAUUGUCUUAAAUUACAUUUUACACACGAGCCCCGAAUUGCCAUAGAUCCGAUGUUUAGUUUUUUUUUUUAAUAGUGCGGUCAUCAUAGAUAUUAAAGAAUGGACAAGCCUUCAUUUAUGCUUAUCAUACGGGAACGGACACGAAAAUAAUCAUUUUAGAGGUCUUAACAUAAAUAGAUAACAGUAUUAGGACUUAGGAGAUGAUUAUUCAUUUGUCAAAACCGUAGAUAUUAAAUAGUAUAAGACUGUUUUAUUAUGAAUUCAAUUAGGAGUAAAUAAGUCAAAUAAUUAAAUUAAUAAUAACAAUAUAAUUUAAUAAUUUUUUUAAGUUUUAUCAUCUCCAAUAUUUACAUAUUGCAAUAUAUAAUAAUCACAGUGGUUAUCUUGUAAUAAUUUUUCGGCCACAGUAAGAGGCACUGAUAAAAACAAUCUGUCUUCACAUUCGACUACAUUUCCCUCUAUUCUGUUGGUACAGUCAUGGCCUAUCCAUUCUCUAAUGUCUAUGGUCGUUCGAAGAACAUAUAUUAUUUGUUAUAUAACCGUGUACCUAUAGUUACUACCUUAUCAUUAGGUAGCUAUUCAUACUUUCAUCAAACUUCGGUACCUACUCUAGCCGAUAAUUAUUAAAUGUUCGUAUUAUUUUGUUUACUUUUAUAUGCUUGUAUUAUACAGUAUGUCUUACUACUAAUAUUUAAAAUUGAAAUUAAUGUUACAUACAAUUUAACGUCUGUAACAACCCUGACUUAUCGUCGGCGUAGUUAUGCUAUAAAUUCAUAAGCCACGUAUUCUCACACAGGAAAUACAACAUUACUAUAUCAUAAUAUGACGUAUAAUCGAAUAUAAUUUGUAAACCUUAUAAUUUUUUAUCAAACCUAUCUGAAACAAAUUGGUAUUAUACCUAAACGUUUGGAAGUUUAAAUUUAUUAAAAAAUGUUUACCCAAACUCGCUCAGAAUUGGUUUUUGUUUAAUGAUUUACUAUUGCAUACAGUAUACAAACAUUAACUAAAACUAUCCUACUUAUAAAUUUCUAAUCUUCCAAACUUCACACCAACAACAAUAAUCUACCUUACAACAGUGGCUGUGAUUUUUUUUAUAGUUGGGGCCAUCUUGUCGGUAACAUCAAUUUGAAAGGUUGUUAGUACUCAGCUGCACUUCAGUAUUACCUAAAUUAUAGUUUAGUAAACUCAUUAAAUGUAAUGAAUACAAAUCCUGUAUAGAAUAAUUUUAUUUUUUAUUCAAAUUAAUGAGUAAACAAAUAUUCAAAAUAUGUAUCUGCAUAUUUUAUACAACACUGAUAAGUUCCUACUAAGUACCCGUAUUGCAUGUGAUUCUGAAUAAGUUACAAUUUUAUGAGUCUUGUGACAUUUUCUAUGUUAAUUCAUUGAAAAAAUCUUAUUUUUUUACAUUUCUGUCAACCCUUUUAACUUUGGGUGAAGGAAAGGAUUGUCAUUUGUGUGAGGGUGUGGCGCAACCUUUGAAUAGUGCUCUACUACUCUUCAGUCUUCCCUACCCAAACUUAAACUAUUAUUAUUAUUUACCAGUAAAUACUAAACACCCUAUUGUAAUAAACGUGGUAAAUAUGUGUUAUAAAUGAAAGACUUAAGAAAAAAACUGCAGUUAAAAAUAUGUUUUUUGCAAAGAAAUUGCAUUUAAUUUUAUCAUUCUUAAGUCUUUUUUUUUUUUAUUAUUUAUUAUCACUUAAGCUUAUUGUUCUAAUAGAAGCGGAAAGCGUAAUAUAGAAUUUUGUUAAAAAAAAAAAAAUUUUAUCAUUCUAAUCUAUCUUAUUUCAUAAUAUGUAUGUCACAAAAAUACAUUAUAUUUGGUAUAAUAUAUUUUUUUUACCGUAGUUUUUGUUUGAAUUUCAUGAAAUUCUAAUAAUUAGUUAAUAAAAAAAUGGCGAUGUAUAUAUUGAAGUAUGUAACAGGUUUUCUAAUAACCUUGAUGAUUUUUAACAAUUUUUUAUGUGAAGUCAAAUUAUUUGUGACCUUCAAUCACAUAAAUAACAUUCACACAUAUUAUGUCUAUGUCCAAGCUCUUAUUAUAGUUUAUCCAAUGAUCAUGCUGUAACAAAAUUAUUACUGCUGGAGUACAUUUUAAACACUAGUUGGGUGAGUACUUCAGUACUUGGGAAAUUUCAAUGCAUGUUUAUUAUAAUAUUGUAUAGUUAUACUAUUUUAAAAUUGUUUUUAAAUAUUCAUCCCAGUAGGUUUAAUAAUGACCUUACUUUAAGUAGGACCUUACUUUAUAAACAUAGAUCAGUGACUAAUCAAUUUAUUGUUUCAUAGUACCUAGUUUAAUUUAUGUGUAGGUAUCUAGGUAUAUUUAAUUUAAAAUGCAUAAAUUCCGAGAAAAGUAACAACUCAUUUUAUUACUAUCCUUUAGAAAUGUAUGUUUUCAUUACUUUAAUACUAGGUAGGUCACAAUGUAAUUUUUUUUUUUAGUUACAAUAAUUUAUUAUUUUUAAAAACUUUUAAACAAUGAAUUAAUAGUUUUUGCUCUUCUAGCUUAUCCAAAGUCUGAAGUAUGUUCAGUGUUCACAUAUUUUAGCAUUAUAAAUAAUAAAAUGUGCUUCCUAUUUUUGAAUUUUUCUUUAAAUAUAUUACAUUUGUUUAGUCUUAGUGCUCUGUUUACCUUGAUACCUACUUAAACAUUUUAAUGAUAAUAAUUACUUAACAGUAAUAUAUCAAAAAAAUGUUUGAUGUAUGGCAUGGGUAGUAUUUCUUAUGUAUAAUAAAUUACCUACAGUAAAAUAAUCUUUAACCUGUAUGGCCCAUAUAAUCAAUAACCUUUUUGAUUCAUCACUAUAGUUACUCAUUCUAAUAUAACCAUGUGGUAAUCAUGAAACACAAAAUAGAACAAACUGUUUUUUAUUAUUGUGGUAUUUGUUUUUUACUAAACUUUUUUAAAAACUAAUUUUUUGUACUUAUUCAUUGAUAUUAAUAUAUUAUAUUAUUAUUGUACACAUGAGUAUUAUUACACAAUGAACACUAAUUUAGACACAAAUACAAAUAGGCAUCUAUAAUAUAUUACAAGUAUAUUAAGGGAAUGUAUUUUUAUAUAUUACUUUCUAUUACCAAUUCAAUUAUUUCAAAUUAAUCUUAAUAUUUUUUAUAUUGACCAUCACCCUGCAAAUCUCCCUAUCCAUCUAUUUAUUUACUCAAUGUGUUCUAAUAUCUCUUCUAAUAUUUAACUCUUUAUUUAACCUUUAGCUACCACUAUGCCAGCUAUUACUUAACUCACAAUCACAUUGAAUUAAUCUAAAUAUUCAUCUAAAUAGAUAUGGUGCAUUUUGGAUUAUGUAAUACCUAAUCAGUUCUAGACAUUUUUGAUCAUUUCUACAAGAAAUAUGGUUAAAAAUAAUUAAAUAUAAUGUAAAUAUGUAAAACAUUCAUUAUAACUGACAUGUUAAUUUAAUUUGUGUGUAAUUCAUACAUGGAGUCCAUUAUAAUAUGUACCAAUAUAUUAUUAUUGUGGUCUUUGUAGUUUGUACAUUGGUCGGUACACGUACAAUUUUUUAUUUGGUGGAAUAUGCAGCAUAUUCUUGCAAUUAUAAUUUUAUGUUGUUCAAUUUUAGUUUUAUUUAAAUUUAUAUUACUUCAGAUUUCUGUAAUUUAACAUUGUGUAAUUUAUUAAACAUAUUCAAUGUAAACAAUGUUGAAAUAUAUACUCUUGAAUUAUGUUAAUAAUAAGACCAUAAUGCAAGGUUCUAAGAAGAAUACGUUAUAUUAUAAAAUACAAAUAAAAGUACAUUAUAAACCCCUUAUUUUGAUACAUACAAUACUUGAUGUUUACCUCCACAUUAACUUUCAUCAAUUAUACAUAUUAUAAUACCUACUACAAGGAUUGUAUAUUUUUAUCACUGAUGUUUUAAAUUUCUAUUUUUUUUUUUUCAUGAUUCUUGUAUGCUUUGUCUUACACAAAUACCUAGUUUAUCAUUUAUAAUUAUACUUGCUAAUAAUUAUUUAAUUUACUUAGUUACCUAGGUACCUAUUUUUCCAAAUCUUUUCUUUUUACUUAAUACCUACAUAGAAAUUAUUUUUGAUUUAAUAGUAAGAAAAAUACAAUUGAAAACUGCUGUAAGCAUAUAAAUUACAUUUUAUUUAUCUAAACAAAAUAAUAACUUAUGACAAAAAUAUUAAUCUUUCAAUCAUAUUUAAGAAAAAACGAUUCAAAUAAAAGUUUGGUUAUACAUUACAUUUUGAAAGACUGUAAUACUUACGAUUUUCAUCAAAAUUUGAUUUUAAAUCAAAGAUAAAAUAAAUAAAAAAUACCACAUUACACUAAAUUUUUUUUCAACCAUUAAGUACAACUUAUAAUUAAGCUUCUGUUAAAUCUCAAGCAUUUCUGUUUAGUUUAAAAAUUGUAUCCACAGAUCACCCAUAGAAGAAAAAUUAGAUAAAAAACAAGCAAAAUUAAAAUUAAAAUGCCUAUAAAUAGCUUAAAAGUGGCUCAAAUAUUUUGAACAUUUUACCAAAAUUAAAAAAAAGUAAAUAUAAGUUAUCUGUCAAAAUUUUAAGUUUACUUAUAUUUUUAACUGAAAAACCUACAUUAAAAAAAUUUAAUUUAAUAUAAUAUAUUUGCCGUUUACUUAUAAAUUUCUUUCAGGUUUUUUAAAAUUAUUUUGAAACCCUCUUAGAAAUUCAAAACUGACUUCUCUAAUGCUAAUUAGACAAAAUUUUCUUUUAGAAUAGGUACUAUACUUUGUGGAGCCAUGGUUCACAACCUGUGUGUGCAACACACUAGCGUGUUGCCAAAAACAAUUGUUUAUUCAUGGUUCUAGGAAAUUGGCAUUACGCAUAGGUACAUAAAUAAGCACGUCCUCAGUCAUAAUCACCGAGUUGUGACUUGUGAGUGUUGUAUGUUAAAAAAAUGGUUGAGAACCACUGCUAUAUAGUAUAGGUACUUUUGAGCAAAAUUGUCGGUAGACAAGUUGUUUACAAGUACAAAAAUUAAAAAUACACAUCACAGUAAAACCAAUAGAUCCCUCGCUACGCUCCGAAUCUAAAAUAGUUAAUUAUAAGUGCUAUUUGUGAUGAACAGGGACAGUGGACAGCAACUAGGUCAACUAGGGCCCCAGUGUCAUUUGUAAUGAAGGGGCCCUAAUUUAAGUUUUUUACAUUUAUAUUUGUGAACAAAAUUUGUGGUAGUAGACAAAUUGUCGAUUGGAAAAAACGAGGUAAUAUUAACAAAUGUCUAAGUUUUUGUAAAUAAAAUUAAGAAAACCCAAUAAUGAUGGACAUGACACACAUUUUCAUUACUAUACAUAUUUUUGUAACUCACCCAAUGCCUAGUCUCAUUAAACCUUUGAAUAGAUUAACUAAAUACAUGUAAACAUAAUAUAUUAAUACUUAUAACAAUACAACAGUAAUUUAGUUAUUUGUAUACAAUAUAUUUUGUACACGUAUUAAAAUUUAAAUAAUUACAUACUUAUAACCCGAGAAAGUUUUUUUUUUUUCUAGUUUUGGAAUUUGCAAUUGUAAAAAUAAUUUUUUUCCAAAUCUAGUUUAUUAGCUACAUCUUUUUUUAUAUUUAAAAUAUCAAUAUUAGAAAAGCGAUCUUGACCCUAUUCCUUAAAUAGUUUUUGAUUAAUUUUAAUUUUGAGAAUGACCUUUCUGCUGUUGCUACUGUCACAGGUAGUGAAAUUUAAAUUAUAUAUGCAGAUAUUACACCGCAGUAGGUAUGUUGUACAGAAAUCAUUUUUAAUUAUUAAUAAGGAGGUCUUUGAUUGUUUGAAUUUUUGUGUUUUAUAAUCCUCUUAAACACAAUAAUUGUCGGGUGAAAUCUGCAGAAAUGCCAUCACUAUGCAAAGAAAAAAGUUCAUUGAAGCCCUAGGCCCGGCGCCCAUCAAAGCAGUGCGGGCUGCGGCGCGGUUUCGGUGCGCAUGUAGUGCGCCGCUCGAACUAGUCGUUGGCGGUUUUUUUUUGGCGCCGCAUACGCAGUGAAACUAUUUAUAUUGUUAUUAUUAUUUGGUACUAAAAUAUUCUAAAAUCUCAUAUAAUGUAAAAAUAUAAUAAUAAAAAAGAACGGACAUAUUUCGUACGUGGGCGUAGCCCCUAUUGUAGGCGGGGAUUUGGAAAGAUAGGAUACAGACGGGAAUUUAAUAUAUAUCUGUAAACAACGAUAAACCAUUUCUAACGAAAAAACGAUUCUGAACGGAGUUUAGUUGAUAGUGUUGUUUUGUCAACAAUACAACAUAUGGUAUACAUCAUAUUAUGGUAAAAUGAUAACAACAAUGUGUUUUUACAUGACAACAAUGAUUGUUUAAAAAAAUUAAAACGAUAAAAACUUAAUAAUAACAAAAAUAAAUAAACAACGAUUGCCAACGACAACCUUAGUUUUUAUCUUUCAAUCAUUUUUAAUCUAAAGACCUAGGUUUUCCUCAUUAUUUCGAAUAUUAAUGAGAAUUUCAAAAAAUGACCUCUUUAAAGUAUCACCCAGAGAACGUUUCCUUUCAGAAAAGAUGCUUUACUUGAUAAUCGGAGUAUGCUUUCUGGUAUAAAGUGUUCACAUAAAAAAACACGGUAAUGAAAACAUGAAGGUUAUAUGCGUAUGUUAAAUGUGCAAGAUGUGAUUAGAAUUAAACGUUAUUUCGAACAUUCAAUCCUUUGAUUGAACUGAAUGAAAAAUGAUGUUUAAAAUAGGUAUAUCCUUUAUCAAUACAAUAUAAAUAUAUAUAAUUAUAUUUUAAUCAGUUUAAAUUUAAAUUGCACAAUAAAUUAUCAAAUGCCAUGAAAGUAAUAUGGUUUGGUAGAGAAAUAACAUAUGUAUUUGUUUGUUUGAUGAAACAAGUAGGUACUGAUAAAAAAUUAUAAAAUGACACCCUCCUCCUCCAAGUGUUGUGCAUAAUAUAAAUUAAACAUUCGUUAUUCGUCAAAUUUAUGAAACCGCCACCAGUAAUAUAAAAAAUUAAAUAAUGCAAAACAUAAUAUUGAUAUUAUAUUAAAUGUUGCCGCGUUGAUAUUUGUAAUCAUAUUCUAAUAGUAUAUUUUCGAGGUGUUGAUAAAUAUGGUGAUUUUUUAUAGUGAAUAUGGAAUGGAAUUGUAGAUAUAUGAAAUUUAUAUAAAAAUGGUUCAAAUUCCUACAUUUUUACACUACAAUGUACGUUGUACAUUCGGGUAAUUACGUACGUACUGAAUUUGUUUAGUUCAUUGUGUCAUGAAGAAUUAUAUAAUUAUUUAAUCAUUGGCGUGUUCAAAUUUCUGUGGUUGGGGAAAGAACAUUGUGAAUUACUACUAUGUAGUUUUUGCUAUAUUAUGAAAUUUUUCUCUCGUGGUAAUAUUGUGAUUUAAUAUUGAUACUAUAAAAUAUUUUUAUCCCGAUCUUAAAAUCGUAAACCUAUGUUAUUAUUUAUUACUAACAUUUAACGCUAACAAAUAAUGUUUGUUAGGCGUAUUUAGUGUAAUAAAAAUAAAAAUUAAAAAAAAUCAAGUUAGGAUGCAUAAAGUUAUUUUAUUUAUAUUUGUAAGCAACAAUAAGCCAUUAGAUCGAAAAAAUAAUUUUGAACAAAGAUUAUACAUGUAAUGAAAUGCCGUAAUUUUUACGAUUUUUGUCAAAAUUUGAUCUUAAAACGUUUAUAAAAAGAAUCUGCUAGUUAAAUUACGUCCAAUUUUUUUUACACCGCUUUUUGAAACUUUUAAUAGGUUUUCGUAUUAAAUUGUUCAAGCAUUUCUGUUCGGAGAACAAUUUUAUCACCAUUAAACCAAAUAAUAAAUAACAAGUGUCAAAUUCCUAUACAUGGUUUAAAAAAUCGUUAACACGUCUAUAAAAUCUUAAAAUAAGUAUUCUGUGAAAUUGUCUGGUCUUCACGUUUAAUUUUAACCGAAUUGUAAAAAAAUACAAAAUCGAAAAUAAUGAAACUAUUAAUGCCGAAACUUUCCCAUUUUUCCUACGUUUUUCCACAAUUUUUUAUGAAUACGAUAUUGAAAAGCAAAAAACUACUAAAAACUAGCUAAUAUAGCUAAUACUCAUAAAAGAUUCAAUUACAAUUCAAUUAUUAAAAUUAAUUUUUAAUUUAAUUUAAAUGCAUUCACAUAAUUAUGCUUAGUGGCGGUGUGAACGGGGUUAAAUUGACGCAGCUGCGUCACGAAAAAAAGGGUGGGUGGGUGUUGAAUGUUGAUAGACGGUUAAGUAGGUACAAUAUACUUGAGGUACAAUGUGUAGUACAUGAUGGAAGGUACUUUAUUCUUGAGAUUAAAAUUUAAAAAUCAAGAAAAAUUUUUUUUUAAUAAUUUGUGUUUUUAUAUGAAGGAGGGUGGGUGUUAAAAAAUUUGACUGCGGCAUUGAAAUAAUAAAUUCACACCGCCACUGACUACACUCAAAGUUAUGCAAAUCUAGUUGUUUUGUUUAUUAAUUGAUAUUAGUCGUUAUGCUAUUGUCAUAACUCUUAACCAAUAUUACAAAAUCAUUUUAUCUAUGAAUACAAUCUGAUCAGUUUUGUAAAUUUUGAACUUAAGAAAUUAUUAUGAAAAUUAUAAAGCUCAUAACAAAACUAUAAUUCAAUAUUCAUGGUUUAUAAUAUUUAUAUCGUAAAUUAUUUCACAUAUUUUAACAUUGAUUAUUAAUUAGGUAAUAUUAUUGCAAAUGUGUACACAUUAUGCAAUAAAUUACAGUAGAGUCCCUUUGAUCCGGACUUGAUAGGACCAGACUCUAUCUGAAUUAAAUAGAAUUUCUUACGUUUAACCGAAGUUGUCAUUUUAUGUUGUUUUUAUAAUAAUUGCAGAAUAAAAUAAAGAUUUACUCAUUAAACGGUCUACACGAAUACACAAUAACCACCAAAUAAAACAACAAAUGAACUGAUUAACUGAAACGAGAAACGAUAAUAUAUAAUCAAAACGAUAAAAUCUUAAUAAUCGUGGGUACUUUCCGAAAAACAGGCCACAUGCCAGUAUAGACUUCAUUAGAUAAUUCCAAUUUUGUAUAGGUAACUACAGCUAUGCUAUAAAUAUCUAAUCUAGUACGUUGACAUGAAUCAUUUUUAUAUUAUAAUAUUUAUGUGUGUGCAUAUAUAUAUAUAUAUAUAAGUAUGUACUUAAGUACAAAAUAUAAAUUGUUUUGACUAGCGAUGACCGGAUAAGUGAGACUCUACUAUAGUAGUUCGUGUAAUUGUGUUCAUGUGUCUAAGUAAUUGAUAAAUUGUGUUGAUUCUUUCUGUUUUCUGAAUGAUUUUUUAAUACAUAUUUCAUCUUACGUUUAUAUGUAUUUUACUUAUUUAGAAUAUGAUAUACCUAAAAACAAUUCUUUUAUUUUUAUUGAAAUAUUUGAUUCCAAAUAUAUUUUUUUUUUUUUAAUUAUUAAUUGUAUUUAAUUUUUAUAUUUAAAUUAUCUGUUUAUUUAUUUUAAGGAAGCCAGAAAGGAGUUAGAAGAUUGUGCCCGUGGCAUAGUUAAUAUUACAGAACUAAAAAAUGAGAUUAAUGUAGCAAAACCCAAAGGUGAUAUUGAUAUGGUAUUUAAGAAAUACUGCAAGUAUGUGAUAAUAAAUUGUUUUUUGAAAAACAAAUUUUAAAUUUUAAAAUAAAUAAUUUUACUAGGAAGUCGCCAGAAUUUAAAGAUUGUAUGACAAAUUACACAUCUACUAUUGAUGUAUGCUUAGAUGCCAGUGAAAAGGAUACCGAGCACAUUCUCAUGGUUGUAACUGAAGCUUUGUUAUCAUUUGUGUGCCAUGAUGAGGGUGAUCGAAUAGCAUGUAAGAUUUAUUUAAAACUUAAAAUUGUUUAUACUAAUCAUUGUAUUAAUCAAUCAUUAUUUUUUAAAAAAAAUGUAUUAUUAUUUUAUAACAUUUAUUUUAAAAAUUGCGUUAAUGUUAUCUAUAAUGUAAUUCACAUUUGUUUAGUGUUUUAUUCGGAAGGCGGCCCAGAUUGUUUGAUGGACAAAAAGGAAGCCCUCCAACACUGUCUUAAUAAAUCAUUUAGCAAGUAUACACCCAAUAGUGAACCAUCAGCUAACUUAGCUAACUUGCCGUCAUUCAAAUUUGAAGAAGAGCAAUGCAAGUAAGUAUUAGAAAUAAUAUACAGUUUAUGUAAAUAAUUAUUUAAUUUAUCAUACAAAUUAUUAUUUUGUUUUCUAGGAGUUUAUCCGAACUGCAAGCAUGCGCAGUAGCUGAGUUGACAAAAUGUGGUGAACCUACACCAGCUAAUAUUAUCGGAUCAUUAUUUGACUUUGUACGUCGCUCAACCCCGUGUUCACAGUUCAAGAGUGCUGAAAUCCAAAAAGACUCUGCUGGAAUUUCUCUACAUUCUUCUAUCUCUAUGACAGCAUUAGGUAGUUUGGCAAUACUAUUAGGUCGUAUUGACUUCUACUAACAAGUACAUUUCAGUACUUAUUGAACAAUUUAAAAUGUGGGCACAUUGGCUUAAAUCAAAAUCCUAAAUAUACCAUGACAUAUUAGUGGACCUAAAUUAUCUUUACGAAAGACCAAUAAUUUCGAUCAAUAGAAAUUAUUUGUUAAACUUAAUGUGGGAUAUUUUAUUUAUGAUUUAAAAUUAUUUUAAAUAUUAAAAGAACCAGUUAUUUUAUAGUUAAGAAAAAUAAAAUGCUCAAUAGAUCUUAUUUUAAAAUUUUCAAAAAUAACUUAAAAUAUUAAACUAUUGCAAUUUUUUAUAAUUAUUCUUUAUUUGUGGUUAAUUAUUUAAUUAAAAUUUGUCUUUUUGUUAUGCAAAAAUAUAUCACUGACAAAUCACUUUUUUUGAAAAUAUUUUUGUGUGCCAGUUUUUAAUUUUUAAACAUUAGAUAAUGUUUUUGUAACUAUCCAUUAACUAUUAAUUAGGUGAUUGUAUAAUAACAAACUAUUAUCGUAUUUAAAUUGGUUAUUGUAGUCAAUGUGAUUUAAUAUUUUGGUGUAAGGAUGAAAUAUUAAAAUAUACUUUAUUUUGUAUACACUACUAUGUACACACUAGAAUAUAUUGAUUUUUUUUUUUAUAAUAAUAUAUUAUGUUAUAUAUAUAUAUAUAUAUAUUUAUUUUGUGUGUACAAUUUCUAAAAAAAAUAUCUAUUGUUUAUUAUAUAAUUUAUACAUGCAUUAUAAGGAAUAUUGUAUUAUUACCAAUCUAAAUAGGAUAUUACUGUUUACCAUAUCAUAGUACAUAUUUAUCAAUAUUUAAAUAUUUUGAUAUGUUUGAUAUGUAAAUCAUAUUUAUCUCUGCAUAAUGUAAUGGUUUGUGUUUAUAUACAUAAGUAUAUAAAUAGUAGAAAUUCUAUUAUUUGGUAUAGUAUUUCCAUAAUAAAUAUUAAUGUAACAUACACAAAAAAAUUGUAGAUCUUAAUAAAUUAUACACAUUGGUAAUAUAUAUUUUAUUUCCAUUACCUAUGUUUAUAUUCUUUGUUUAAUAUAUAAAAUCACAUUUAUGUAGUGUUUUUUUGUUAUUAUAAUUCACUGCUAAGUAUAGAUCAUGUCAGUAGGCAUUUUUAAUAAAGUAACCUAUAUAGGCAAUUACAAAAAAGUAACAAAUAAUGUAAUUAUAAAUAACUACUUUCUUUGGAAAUUCACUACUGAUAUGUUGCAAUUAAUUUAAUGUGAUUAGACUUAUUUUAAUGAAUCCACAAAUUAAAAGUUGUACAUAAUAAUUUGUUUACACAAUAUAGAGUAUACUACACAGUUGUGUAAAAUAUUUAAAACAAUGAUAAAAAAAAAAAAAAACAUACUGCCUAUGAAAAUUAAAAAAUAAUGUAAUUUGUAUAAAAAUUUAUAAAAAUAGUGUAAAAUAACUAAAAACAGAAAAAACUCCCUUAAAUGGUAAAAAAUUACUCAUACAUAAUAUAUUGGUAUUAAAAUGUAAAACGUCCUGUGUAAUGAAUAUUGAGUGUGUAUACUUAUAUCAGAAAGAAAAAUGAUCAUAAAUUAUACUCAAAUUAAUUUUGUAUUAGUUAUUAUAUAAUUAAUAAUUUUAGAUAUAAUUGUUCAUGUAUUAUAACUAGGGAACAGAUUUAAGUGUACUUAAAAAAUAUUUAAAAGAGCAAUAAUAGUAAAAGGGUGUAAAAGUCUCCCCUUGUAAUGGUAUAUUUAACAAUAUAAAAAUGAUUAUCAGUUAUUACUAAGUGAAUUUUCAAAUAAAUUUGUGCGUGUUAUUAAAAAGAAAAAAAAAUACUUUGUGUUAAUCAUUUGUAAGUAUUUGACAAUUGUUUAUUAUAGGGUAAGAACCAUUAUAGGAGGACUUAAACCUCUUUAACACUUGCUUUUUUAAAUAUUUUUUAAGUGCAUAUAAAUUUAUUCCUUUAUUAUAACUUUUAUUUAAAACUUAACACAAAAAAAAUUAAAAUAAACUAGCUGUAAAUAUACGUAUUUAAUCUCUAAAGAAGUAUAGAGUACUAGAGUAGAAAUCGAUAUGCUUUAAGUAUACAAAUUAACUUUUCAACAUUAUUGAUAGGUAUCAAACAAAUUAUAAAAAUUGUUUUUAUCAUUAAUUAUUUUGAAAUAAAUUUACGCAGAAAUUAUAGUUAAUAAUUUAUGCUUAGUACUGAGAAGAAAAAUGUGCAAGUCUUGGGGUACCUUCAUUUUCCACUACCCAUACGUCGCCAGACUUACCGGUUUUCAUAACAUGAAAUAAUGCAGUUUUAACAUAUUCAGUGCUGAAAUUAAAAAUGGGUAAAUUUCAAAUGCUUUU
This is a messenger RNA of Cinara cedri, 14820 nucleotides long. The record is from the annotation of a GenBank genome assembly. NCBI's taxonomy places the organism in Eukaryota, Metazoa, Arthropoda, Insecta, Hemiptera, Aphididae.